Messenger RNA from Nezara viridula (southern green stink bug), 363 nucleotides. Lineage: Eukaryota; Metazoa; Arthropoda; Insecta; Hemiptera; Pentatomidae. The record is from the annotation of a GenBank genome assembly.
AUGGACAGGGUUAGGAUACUGUACGGUGGCUACCGAAGGGUCAGUCUAAGGGACGAGUGUGCCUGUUGCAGGAUGGAGGACUCCAGCGGAGGCUCUGUGCUCCGCGACGACCGCAGCGAUUCUGGAGUGAGCUCGCUGAGGUCAGCAGGCAGCGGCGAUGAGAGGUCUGGCUCCAGGUCCAGCGCUCUGAGCCCCACCCCGCCCCCCAGCGUCAGGAAGAUUGCAGAGGGCCUGAGUGAUGGCGAGUAUGUUAAUAGGAACCCAGAGGGAGUACCUAGAACAGUGACAAAACUAGUCCCGAACCGGUUCCCCAUGCGCACAAUACAUCAUCUAACAUCACUUGUCAAGAAACAUUAUCAAUAG